AUGGUGAAAGCAGGAGAGGGGUCGGAUUCCACGAAGACUGGCCCGGAUCGCUCCAAGUGGACACAGAAGAAGCGAGUGAGCUCGAAGCACUAUGAAGGCAUCAUGAAAGAAAUCAACGAGGGCAAGGGUCCCCUGGUGCACUCCGCCUCGGGCAAGAGGCGAGACGCGCCCGCCAUCCGCCCUUCAAGCAAUCCGGACGCUGAAGCACAGUCGGGAUCGAGGGGCAAGCUGAUCGACGUCGUGACGUACAAUCCUCUUUUCCACAUAAUGCCAUCCAGGCAAGGGGAUGAAAACGUCCAAAGGGCGGACUACGCCUUCGGCGACCGGCCCAGUUACACAAUUGCCGAAGACGGCGAGGACGACGUGGAGAUGUCCCUGGGGUCCGAGCAGAGCUUCAAGUCGCUGGCUGAGUUGGCUGAGUUCAGUCCAAGGGACGGUCGCCUGUGGCCACGCGCUUGA
Ostreobium quekettii is the source of this 459-nucleotide messenger RNA. Lineage: Eukaryota; Viridiplantae; Chlorophyta; Ulvophyceae; Bryopsidales; Ostreobiaceae. The record is from the annotation of a GenBank genome assembly.